Molecule: messenger RNA, 3270 nt
Organism: Mus musculus (house mouse)
Lineage: Eukaryota; Metazoa; Chordata; Mammalia; Rodentia; Muridae
Gene: Ier5
Product: immediate early response 5
Exons: 1
Coding region: 207-1133 (308 amino acids)
Biological process (GO): cellular response to heat; positive regulation of cellular response to heat; regulation of cell population proliferation
Cellular component (GO): protein phosphatase type 2A complex; cytoplasm; nucleus
Molecular function (GO): identical protein binding
Source: RefSeq, marked validated
GCUCAGUUUAGAGUCCGGCUCAGAACGGUUCUGUUGUCUGAAGGGAAGCGGCGGAGGGGGACUACGCGUCACCAGGUCUUUUCUCCACCGAGCUUUCAGACGCCGAGGGUACAACCACAGAGGAAGACCUGAUCCCGCCUACAGCUCCUCUCGCAGCUUCAGAAGGCAAGCAGGCGUUCACCCUAUCGUCUGGAAGCGAAGGCAGGAUGGAGUUCAAGCUGGAGGCUCACCGCAUCGUCAGCAUCUCCCUGGGCAAGAUCUACAACUCGCGGGUCCAGCGCGGCGGCAUCAAGCUGCACAAGAACCUCUUGGUGUCGUUGGUGCUGCGCAGCGCCCGCCAAGUCUACCUGAGUGACCCCUGCCCUGGCCUCUACCUGGCUGGCCCUGCGGGGACCCCGGCGGUGCCGCCGCCUCAGCAGCCUGGAGAGCCUGUAGCCGGGCCACCCUCCGGCUGGGGAGAGCCGCCCCCGCCGGUCGCCCGUGCCGCCUGGCCGGAGCCCGAGCCUCAGCCGCAGCCUCAGCCUCAGCGUCCCUCCGUGUGCCACACGCCCGGAGCGGGAAGCUCAGAACCGGUGGCCGCGGUGGCCGGAUCGGGGGAAGCUCUCCGGGGCGGAGAGGAGGACUCGGCGGCAGCUGCUUGGGGCCGCGUGGAGCGUCCGCGCGCGGCGUCUUCAGGAGGUGGCUCGGACGCGUGCCCCGAGGGGCCCCGGGCAGUGCGCCGCCCGUGCGGCUGUCCCCCGGCCGUGGAGGAGCGGUCCUCCGAGGACGGGUCCCCCGCGCCACCCGCCCCGUGUCCCAGGAAGCGUGGCGCAGCGGGAGUGGGUGGCGGCCGCGCGAGCUGCUCGGCACCCGGCUCUACCCCUCUCAAGAAGCCGCGCCGGAACUCGGAGGAGCAGCCAGUCACCGGCGAGGACGACACCGACGAGGAGAUGGAGACCGGGAACGUGGCAAACCUCAUCAGCAUCUUCGGGUCUAGCUUCUCGGGACUCCUACGGAAAAGCCCCGCAGGCGGCCGAGAGGAAGAGGAGGCGGAGGAGGGCGGCCCGGAAGCCGCCGAGCCGGGGCAGAUCUGCUGCGACAAGCCGGUGCUGAGAGACAUGAGCCCCUGGAGCACAGCCAUCGUGGCCUUCUGAGCCCCCGGGACCCGAGUGGCUGGAGCUUGAGCAGCGGGAGUCCCCGAAGUGCGGCCGGGGCCUCUCCCGGCCGCGAGGACGAGCCGAGACCGUAGGCGCUGGGCGCGUAGGGGAGACUGGUUGCUGCCGGGCAGCACAUCGCCCCAGAAGGGGCAGCCCGGCUGGGCCGUGGCUCUCGAGUCUCAUCCUGAGACCUAGAGUUGGAGGCUUAUUGGAAGAGGACGAUCGAUCGUUAACUUUUGUAUCUGUGUGUGUCCGUGUGUAAGUUUGUCUUGUGUUGAGACUGUUCUGUGAUUCUGGAAUGCACCACCCCUUCCCCGGGGCUUGAGACUUUGGGGGUGCAGACAGGGACUUUCCUCUGCCAGCAGCACAGAAAAGGAAGCUGCAGAAAGGCUCGAGGAAGGGGAGUUCCCCGUUCGAUCUUGGGGGAGAGAGGGACUUUACACACACCUCUCUCUCAUGAAAGCUACGACCGCACCGGGGCGCGGAGUGGCGUUUUCUCACAGGAUUUCCUCAGACUAGAGGGAGUUCGUCUGGAGUAGAGACUUGUAUUAUUUUUCUCCCUCCCCAUCCUUUCUCUGGCACAGAAGAAGCGCUUCUACCCUGUGAUUACUCUGGGAAAGCAGAACAUUAAGGGACCUUCAAUUCCCCACAGGGGAAAAAAAGCUUGCUGAACUUCACAGAAGAGUUCAAGCUUGGAAAUACGGAGUUUAUAGAGAAAAGAUAUAUUUUUUAAAAGCUCUAGCUCAGAACUUACUACACAGUGCUUUUAAAAAGUGUUUAAUGAAACAAAGUUUACAGACGAGCUCUAAGUGGAAGGACCUUAUGGCUUUGUAGAUAAGGUGACUCCAGUCUUUGUUGUAUAAAGGUUGGGGGAGCUGAUAAGGUUUUUGUACAGUAUUUUCUCCUUCUCUGUAUUGAUUUUUGUAUAAAAAUGUAACUUUACGUGUCUAACACGUAUUAAAUAUUUUGAAGCAACUCCACUGCCUGUUUGUAUGUAUGUAAUCACUUGUCUGGGUUUCCAACAAGGUGGCGGGGAGGGGCAACCAGGCUGGGAAAUGGAAGGUGUGGUUCUUAAUAUCAGCCAUUCACAGGCGAGGGACAGUGUUGGCUGACUUGAAUAAGUAGCAAGAAAGACACGUUUAAGGGUUUGGUUUUGGUUUUUUGUUUUCACGAACAUCCCCAUCCAUGGAUACUGGUAUCAAUGACUGUCAGUUUGAGACUUGCCACUACAAUUUUCUCUUCAGUCAUGACAGACCAGUUUGGUUUUCUAUAGUUUGAUCUGAUGGGAAUCUCUAAUAUUAAAUAAUAUUAAAAGCCAAAUUUUGCAGCCUUUCCAAUAUCAAAUAUUUCCACCAAAACUUUGUUUCCAAAAUAGGUCUGGUAAUGUAUAGAUGGUAGAUCAAUUUUUAGAUUUGAAUUGGGGUGGGUGGGGGUUAGAUAGCAGCUUCAGAGGUCUUACUAGGACCAAACAUGAAGAAACCGAUGAAACCGACUUGUCUAAAUGUUUAGAUCCAUCACUGUGGCCCAAUAUAUGUCAAGGUUGACAUUUGACUUUAGUUGUAGAAAGUAAAAAGCUCUGAAAGUGAAAUUAUGUGUAUCAAACCAGAGAAGGAAGGAGACCGAGGGAGGUUGGCUAAAUUUAAUUCUCAUGUAGCAGAACUUCCUGAUUUGCUCUUGUCACCUACAUGAUGACAUAAGUGGUUUUGGUCAUGCUAAACAGAUGACAGCCAAGGCAAUUUAAAGAGACCGUUUUGUCUAAGGCAAAAUGUUCAGUACUUAAGAGGUACUCUCUUAGGAGCAAACCAAUUAGACACUUAAGUUUUAAAUAUAAUUGCUAGUACUUGAAAAGAUGCCACCAGUUUCUAAGAAGAAUGCUUAAGAAACAGAAAUGAGGAAAGAGGGAAAGGGCUAUAUAGCCUUUAGACAAAAGGAGCAUAUGAAAUAUGCUCUUUGGCCAUAGCUUAAGCUCUAAUUAUAUGAACUAUAUUAGUUGACUAGGCCAUUGCUUUGCUCUUUCUGUAAGAUAUGGCUGGUUUUUUAAGCAAGGGAGCUGUUACUUUUCUACUCCAUCACCAUAAUCAUGUACAUAAUACAUAGAAUAAUAAUACAUAGAAUAAAACAUGCUUUAAUCAGA